CUUAGAAUUAAUUUACAAUUUACUGGCAAUCACUGUAAAAAGAAUUCAACAAAAAAUCAUCUCAGUCAUUUCUCGAUCCAUUAUAAGAACUUUGCCAAUUCCUUCAUAUUUAUCCAUUUCUAGAUUUCAUCAUCUUAUUCAAUUUUGCUCAAUUUCAUCCAAUUCUAUUCAAUUACUAUAUAAGCCUUUCAAAAUCAUAAAUUAGAAAAUACAAUACAAACCAACAAGCCAAAUCCAGAAACCAAAAAGUCAAUUUACCUUCAACUUCUAUUAAUCCUUAUUAAUCUCGAUCUAUUUGAAACACUCAACCUCAAAAUGUACUCCUCUAAAUUCAAUAGUUCCACUUUAUCAGUUAUAAAAAGAUCUUCAAACUUGAAAGCUAUCAGCCAUCUCAAUCAAACUUACAGAAAUAUUUCAAUCUACAACAACUUGCUUAAAACUCUAACAAAAAACCCUACCCCAGUUUCACUUUAUAAUAAUCUUAAUAAUAAUCUUAACCAUAAAAAUCAAUUUAUUCGUUUUAAUUCAACAGCUAAUGAUCCAAAUCAAAAAUCCUCUUCCUCCUCUCUACCUGCUAAAACUACCACUAAAUCUAGUGAAAAAUCAAUUGAAAAAGUAAACCCAGAAAAGAAAAAAACAACAAUUUGGCAAAAGAUUAAACAUGAAGCUAAUCAUUAUUGGGAUGGUACCAAAUUACUAGGUUUAGAAAUCAAAAUCUCUUCAAAAUUAUUAAUCAAGUCCUUAGCCGGUUAUGAAUUAAAUAGAAGGGAAAUGAAACAACUAUCAAGAACAACUAAUGAUCUCAUUAGAGUAGUUCCCUUUAUGAUGUUCAUCAUAAUACCCUUUGCUGAAUUACUAUUGCCUGUUGCUUUGAAACUAUUCCCAAAUAUGCUACCUUCAACCUACGAAAGCAAAAAUGAUAAAGAGAAAAAAGUUAAAAACUUGAGAAAAACUAGAACUAUAGUAGCUGAUUUAAUCAAAACUUCAGUAACUGAAAAGGGUUUGAAAACUCUACCUAAUUUAUCUAACACUGAAACAAGAAAAAAUUUCAUUGAUUUCUUUAAUAACUUAAAAUCAACCUCUGUUCAACCAACGAGAGAACAAUUAGUCUUGGUUGCUAAAUCCUUCAAAGAUGAUAUCGUUUUGGAUAAUUUGUCAAGAUCCCAAUUAGUAGCGAUGUCAAAAUAUAUCAACUUACAGCCUUAUGGUCCCGAUCAAAUGUUAAGAUACAGAAUUAGAUAUAAAAUGUUACAGAUCAAAAAAGAUGAUAGAUCUAUUGAUUACGAAGGUAUUGACUCUUUAUCUGUGCCUGAAUUGCAAUCUGCUUGUUCUUCAAGAGGUAUAAAAAUCUAUGGUGUCUCUCCCGGUAAAUUAAAAGAUGACUUGCAAAUCUGGUUGACGAUGAGAUUGAGAGAAAAGAUUCCUUCAACUUUAUUGCUAUUAGCCUCUGCUUACACCUAUGGCGAUAUCAACUCAACAGAAACUCUUUAUGAUGCUCUUAAAGCUGUCCUAAGCUCAAUUCCAGAUGAAUUAAUCAAUGAAGCUGCCUUGAGUAUUGAACCUCAAAAUGUUCCAAGUAAAGACAAGAUAAAGGUUAUUAAAGAACAAGAAGACUUGAUUAAAACUGAAAUACAACAAGAAAAAGAUAGUGGUUUAAUCAUCCCAGUUAAGGAUGACUUGAAUUUAGAUGAUAUCGAUCCAAAAGUUAAAUCACAGCCAGCUCAAAAUCAAGAAACUGAUAAUGUCCAAAAUGUUUCAAACUCCUCUGACUCAAAAGCAAAUGAUUCCUCUUCAACAGAUUUCAAUGUAGACGUUAACAAAUCCAAUAAAAUCGACGAAACUAAUCAAACAAAAAUUAGUGAAAAAAAAUAAUCUUAUACAUAAAUUAUAUUCCAUUUGUUAUCUCAUUAUAUUAUUAUUAUACUAUUAAUAUAUCCCACAUAUUAAUAUAUAAUAUAAAAUCAAUUUAUUUGCAUUAAAUUAAUUGUCACUGGUUAUCAUUUUUUUUUUCCU
Molecule: messenger RNA, 2013 nt
Organism: Ascoidea rubescens DSM 1968
Lineage: Eukaryota; Fungi; Ascomycota; Saccharomycetes; Ascoideales; Ascoideaceae
Product: LETM1/MDM38 family protein
Exons: 1
Coding region: 316-1872 (518 amino acids)
Biological process (GO): intracellular monoatomic cation homeostasis
Cellular component (GO): mitochondrial inner membrane
Molecular function (GO): ribosome binding
Source: RefSeq, a predicted model, not a curated record